UCCGUUCCCAGUUUUCUUUUCCCCUUGUAUUUUUUUUUUUUUUUAACAACACUCUCACUUCUAUCUUCUCUUUCUUUCUCUUUAUCACAACUAGCCUUCACUACCAAAUCCGCUUAAAACUAAUCUUUCAUUCCCUAACCCAACCCCUUCUUUUCUUCCAUGCCAAGUGUCCAAUCUCUAUAAACACACACCUUUUUCAUAUAUACCAAUUGUUUUCUAACUGAUUUCUUUAACUGUUAAUUAUAGUAUGGAUCCAACAUUCCCUCAAAACGGCUUUGGUGCUUCAGUUCUUAGUACCUCAGAGGAUUCGGUGUGGGACCACGCAACCAACCAAGAUUCGGUUGUUUCCGAUAGUGAGAGCGGUGUUUCCGGCACCAGAGUAGUGCACCAACACAGUCCCACGUUGUUUUUAGAAACGCUCGGAGAAGGCGACGUUGUUCACGACCUCAUCAAGAGGAGGUUCCUUAGUGGUUUGGGUUUGCUCGGUACCAAAACAGAGGUUGUCGCCAUUCACAGGAACGCUUGUUCCAGCGUGGUGUCGCAAGCGCGUGUUCAGUGCUUUCAUGUUUAUUCGAGAGCCAUGGCGAAACUGCGCCAUGGGAAUGCCAACGUGAAGUAUGCUUGGUAUGGAUCUCGUGGUGAGAAAGAUAUAAGAGAUGUCAUUUCACAUGGUUUUGGUCAUGCUCAUGGUCAUAAACUAUCUCUCUCUCCGGAUGAUUCUCCUCUCGAAAGUGUGAAAAACUGUGUUGUUGGCGAAGAUGGUGUGAGGCACUUGUUACUAUGCCGCGUUAUUCUAGGGAGAACAGAACUUGUGCUUCCUGGUACACAACAAUGUAAUCCGAGUUCAGAGGAUUAUGAUUCUGGGGUUGAUGGUUUUUCAACUCCUAACAACUACAUAGUUUGGAGUAGCAAGAUGAACACUCAUGUCUUGCCAGCAUAUGUUGUAAGCUUCAGAGUUCCUUCCUUGAAAGGGAUUGAGAAGAGUGAAGAAGAACCUUUGAGACCAUCUUCACCUUGGAUACCAUUCCCAACUCUGAUUUCUGUGCUUUCCAAUGUUUUGUCUCAACCUGACAUUGCGCUCAUCUACAAGUUCCUCAAAGAUCAUAGAGAAAAGAAGAUUUCACGAGGGGAACUGGUACAAAAAGUGAGACAAACAGCAGGAGACAAGUUACUCAGUGCAGUCAUCAAAUCUUAUAGAGCCAAGAAAAAACCUGAAAGCUUUAUGCAAACAAAGUCAAAGAAUGGAAGCCGGAUAACUAGAAGACGGAUAGAUUGAUUAUCUUCAUGUAAGAGUUCUAUUGAUAACAAGAAAAAUGAUCAAUGGAAUUGACACAAAGG
Messenger RNA from Gastrolobium bilobum, 1338 nucleotides. Its product is annotated as probable inactive poly [ADP-ribose] polymerase SRO2. Lineage: Eukaryota; Viridiplantae; Streptophyta; Magnoliopsida; Fabales; Fabaceae. The record is from RefSeq and is a predicted model, not a curated record. The transcript is spliced from 5 exons. The coding region runs from base 248 to 1276 and encodes 342 amino acids. Gene Ontology annotation, molecular function: NAD+ poly-ADP-ribosyltransferase activity.